AUGAAUAAGAUAUUAAAAGUAAAAAAUUACAUUUGCAACAAUGUUUUCUUUAAAAAUGUACUUUUCUCAAACAUGAAGGUAAGGCAGACCGUGCCUUCUUCAGAAGAAUUGUUUGGUAAAAAUGGAAAUUUUAUUUUAUUCAAUUUGAAUUGUUCAAAAAAAAAAUACACAAUGGAAAAUGAUUAUUUUUCAAUACUUUUAAAUGAAAGCAUUUUAAUUCAUAAUAAAGAGGUUUUAAGCGAACAUUUUUCAAAUGGAAAGAACACGAAGCAAAUGCUACGCUUUUGGAAUAGAAGUCCAGGUGCAAGAUACCCAAAAAAGGCAAACAACGGAGCACGUCCAGACUGUCGUUCGAUCAGAAAAAUUAGGAAGAGAUUAAAAACAGGAAAGUAA
This is a messenger RNA of Plasmodium gonderi, 393 nucleotides long. RefSeq lists its product as hypothetical. The record is from RefSeq and is a predicted model, not a curated record. The transcript has 2 exons. NCBI's taxonomy places the organism in Eukaryota, Apicomplexa, Aconoidasida, Haemosporida, Plasmodiidae. The coding region runs from base 1 to 393 and encodes 130 amino acids.